AGCUUUCGCAACAUACGGCCCCUUCGGUUUUUGGGCACGCCAGGGGAAAGCAGUUUUCUGGAAUUCCUAUAAACGCAGCCUCCUUGGGGCGGGCAACUUCAGCUGAGCAUGCCGGUGUGAGGAACGGUGGUGCAAUCCUCCUCCAAGCUGUAGUAGACAGCUGUCAAGCUGUUUCUUGUAGCUGGUGCACUGCUUGAAUAACACGUUUCCGGCGAUGAUGCGAAGCAGCCCUUUGCUGUUUGCGUGCGUUUGUGAAAAGGCGCAUCUCGUGCGGCGUCUGACGUACCAAACGUGUCAGUGCCCGAGGGUGCGCUCGGCAGGGCUUUGCAGAAUUCGGGAUCGUUGCAGCCAACUAUUUCUCCUGCGUAAUACAGCUGUUUCAGGAGGUGGUGUGGUGCUGUAGUGUCGAUGUGUACAUGCAGUACUGGAAUUGAAGUUUUCGUAAUGCCUAAGUCAUUAAGUCACUCAUUAUUUUGUGGUAUCGAGAGAGUAUCCUUCGUGAGAGAUGCCUGCCUCCCGCAUUGAGAUGGGUUAAACUGAUGACAUCAGUCAAGUGCCAAAACUUAGAACGUUAGACUUCUGCAUUUCAGCCAUUGAGAAUAAUUAACGUUGGAUUUUUAGUCUUCCUGGAUGCUUAAUCUUCUAGAUUCUGAAGGACCUGGAUGAUUACUAUGAAAAAUUUAAACGAGAGACAGAUGCCGUGCAGAAGAGAAGAAUGUUGCACUGCAUACAGAGAGCCCUGAUUCGGAGUCAGGAACUGGGGGACGAGAAGAUCCAAAUUGUCAGUCAGAUGGUGGAGCUCGUUGAGAACAGAACCAGGCAAGUGGACAGCCACGUGGAACUGUUUGAGACUUGUCAAGAGACUAAUGAUACCACUGGAAACAGCGGGAAAACCAGCCAAGAUAAGUCAAAGAAUGAGACAAUCGCACAGGCUGAAAAGCCCAACAAUAAGCGAUCGAGGCGGCAAAGGAAUAAUGAGAAUCGAGAAAAUGCUUCAAAUAAUCAUGAUCAUGAUGACAUCACCUCAGGAACUCCAAAGGAGAAGAAAGCGAAAACGUCCAAGAAGAAGAAACGAUCCAAGGCUAAAGCAGAGAGGGAAGCUUCUCCCCCGGACCUUCCUAUUGACCCUAACGAGCCAACAUACUGCUUGUGCAACCAAGUCUCCUAUGGAGAAAUGAUAGGAUGCGAUAAUGAUGAGUGCCCCAUUGAGUGGUUUCACUUUUCCUGUGUGGGACUCAAUCAUAAACCAAAGGGCAAAUGGUACUGCCCCAAAUGUAGAGGAGAAAACGAGAAAACUAUGGACAAGGCAUUGGAGAAGUCUAAAAAAGAAAGGGCCUACAACAGGUAGUUUGUAGACUUUUCAUAGCAAAGAAAAAUAAAACCACCAAACCAGUGUAUUUAUUGUCAGUGUCACCUUUGUUGAGGUGAAAGGAUUGUAAAAUGUAUAUUUUUAAAGGAGGUUUAAAACUGAACCAUUCCUGUUAUAGGGACGGCAAUAAGCAAUUUUGUUUUUCAUUUGGUAAACUGUAACAAGAAUGUGGUCUGUGGACCAAUGUAUUCCAAAAGUAAAGUUAUAAGAGUUUAAACUGAAUAUUCGGGUGGGUCUUAAAAGAUAAAUUAAUACUUUUUUUUUUCUUUUUUUUCAGUGCUGGUAGCACUCUACCCAUUAAAAUUUUGAUGACAAAUA
Messenger RNA from Gymnogyps californianus (California condor), 1687 nucleotides. It is a transcript of the gene ING1, whose product is annotated as inhibitor of growth family member 1. Bases 716 to 1348 code for a protein of 210 amino acids. Gene Ontology annotation, cellular component: nucleus. The record is from RefSeq and is a predicted model, not a curated record. NCBI's taxonomy places the organism in Eukaryota, Metazoa, Chordata, Aves, Accipitriformes, Cathartidae. The transcript has 3 exons. Gene Ontology annotation, biological process: positive regulation of DNA-templated transcription.